Molecule: messenger RNA, 2040 nt
Organism: Orbicella faveolata
Lineage: Eukaryota; Metazoa; Cnidaria; Anthozoa; Scleractinia; Merulinidae
Source: RefSeq, a predicted model, not a curated record
AAAUGAUCGAUCUAUUUUGAAACAUGCCUUUGCUUCCGUGCUCAGCGUGUUUUCAACAGGUCUUAUUUUUAGGCGAGAAAAGAGGCGUGAAGUGUAUUCAAUGCGUGAUUGUAACAUCGAUAUAAGUGUUUAUCGAUCAGGCUGUGAGCAUUUGAUGACGUCAUUGUUUUCCUUAAAAAGCCCACUCACUUGAGAAAUAGCUCGUCAGUCAUAUUUUGAAGGCACGUCGCGCGAUUGUUCCAGGUUUCAUCGCAUUCGAACUAACAAAACCUGUACGGUUUCUUUUGCAUGAUUAGUUGCUCUUUUCAGUGAUUUUGAGGAUCAGAAGCUUGGCUUAAUUCAGUGUAUACCACACAAUGGGAAAGAUGCGAGAGUGUUUUAAGCUCAGCAUAAUGGGAUGCCUGCCAUCUCGAAGACGGGACGACGAAGUUUCGCCGCAAGAAAGUGCGCCGGCGAAGAAAGCAGCAUCUGGUAGGCGUUCGAAUAACGAGGAGGAAACAAUAAAGCAAGAGAAAUCCUCGCUAGCGCCGACGAUACAAAUGGUUAACGAGGAAACUUUGAAACUUUUACAGGAAAUCGGCGAAUUGAAGGUGUUUCAGACAGCCAGCAACGCGGAUCACAAGAAACAUAUAGACAUCCAUCAUGACAUUAUACUGGCCUUAGAGAACCCAACAAAAGCCAACAACGCCGUCACGUCACUGUCAAGCGGGGCAUCGAGCAAUGUGAUAUAAAACCGGUUUGGAAACCAUUGAAAGUGUACCGGUGUAACAGACCAUAAAAAGAACUCGACAUUUGGAGUUGACGCAUAAAAUUUAUUCCCGUCCGACUGGAUUCGCUUCAACGCAUGCCGAAAAUAAAAUUCUGACAAGGCGAAGCAAUUUCAUCAAAUCCUGCUCCUAGUUAGUGGAUAUUUAUCGUUUCGGAGAGAUGUGUUUUUGUGGCUUUCAUAAUUACUGGCGAUUUUUGACUGGAGGGCUUUUUGGGUGAACCGUCAAACAUGGAAAAAUUCGUGGACUCUUCCUUCGCGAAAAAAAAGCGGAAAACGAUAAAGACAAUACGGCAGCAGCUCGACGCUAGAGCAGAAGAUUUUCACGGACGGAUAUCGCAAAACAAGAGAGCGUCGUUCGACUGGAUUUUCUCCAAGCUGAAAUAUAACAAAAACACAUGGACAGUCCACAGCACAAGUGAAUAUUGAUCCGAUAGCGGAGCAAUUGCCGUCAAGGGGAACUAUUUAGCAAUGUUCAUUUUAAGAAUGGAUUUAUGUAAUAGCGUCUUCAUCGGAGAAAACCAUUGAAUUUUCAACAAAUGCACCUUGGCAGUGAACUUAGGCGAUGUAAAUAUACCUUUGUUUCAUUAAUAUUCAUAUAGUGUAAUGUAGAAUUCUAUUUUCCUUUAAACAAACAGACAGCAUAUGUUCAUUCAUUCGUUUUAGAAUUCGAAACGUUCGCCAAAUUUCGUUCGCGAGCCACCUUUUUCGUGAGGAAUCACUCUUUUUAUCAAAGUUUUUUUCUUGGCUCUUUUAAUUUAGCAUGGCUGAAAUGCACACGGUUUUUUGUUGUGUUUUUCAUUGGGAGAAACAGAAUUUUCCAAUCAACCAGUCUUUAAAAUGUGCAUUGUCAUAACCGAGGAUAUUAUUUUCGAGUUUAUACAAUUGCAGCAAUGAAAGAAUCUCUCGGUAUAUAGAAUCACAGCGGCCAUUUGCGCGAAAAAAAUAAGAUAAAUAAACAAAAGUAAUAAAAGAAGACGAGAAGUAAAAAUUGUUGGAAACCAAUUGACCGCACGCGGGGAAAAUCACCCCUACACGACUUACAAUAUUUGUCACACAGCGAAAUAAACAGAACGGUGAAAAUUAAAGGGAAAAAAAAUUCCUUGAAUUUGCAUACAAGUCACAUCGUUGAUUAAAAAAUUGUCAAAAAAUACGAAAAUGUAUUUGAUGGUCUGGCUGCAGUAUUUCUUUGUAACUAUUUAUUCGUAGCAAUGACAAGUCAGUCCCCUCUGUACAGAUAUAUUGUGGAUAAUAAAACUCCGUUUGCAAGAUCA